Messenger RNA from Coniosporium apollinis CBS 100218, 2577 nucleotides. RefSeq names its product STE/STE20/PAKA protein kinase. The transcript has 3 exons. Gene Ontology annotation, biological process: intracellular signal transduction; regulation of MAPK cascade; protein phosphorylation. Gene Ontology annotation, cellular component: cytoplasm. The coding region runs from base 1 to 2577 and encodes 858 amino acids. Gene Ontology annotation, molecular function: ATP binding; protein serine/threonine kinase activity. Lineage: Eukaryota; Fungi; Ascomycota; Dothideomycetes. The record is from RefSeq and is a predicted model, not a curated record.
AUGACUACCAGCGUCUACACUCCUAAUCAGUUCAUGAACCCCGGCCCAGCCCCUCGUCCCCCGACCGACCGCCCCCGCUUCAACCUUACCCCCUCAGCUAGCAGCUUGCCGGGUAGCAUGUCCGGAUUGAGCUUACAAUCACCAUCCUCAACCGGUUCCCAAACAUCCUUGCUAGUAAAUCGCUCAAUGACGGAGAAGGUCGGGGGUGGAGCAUAUUCAGUAGUCAAAGAUGGACACGCGAAGGUGAAGGAAGAAGGCCUUUUCAAGGGGCUGGUGUGGUCAGACAGAUACCUGGUGCUGCGAGAGUUCCAGCUGGACUUCUUCAAGAGCAACAACACGGCCAAAGUGUCGUAUUCGAUACAGUUAAGGGACAUCACAAGCAUCACCCGGUCCGAGGUCUAUUCGUAUUCGUUUGAGAUCACACGGACCAUGAGCUCUGGCUCGGGAGCAUCUCCACCACGUGAUGGCCCUACGAAAGUUCUCAUCUGCAAAGUCGACACGGACGACGAGGUGUACUCAUGGAUAGAUUCCAUCUACCAGCGAUGUCCGAGCAUGGGCGGUGUCAGCAAUCCGACAAACUUCACGCACAGAGUACACGUUGGCUUCGAUCCUACUACUGGCGCCUUCGUUGGACUGCCAUCGGAGUGGGAGAAGCUCCUUACAGCAUCAGCCAUCACCAAGGAUGAUUAUGCCAAGAACCCCAAGGCCGUGCUGGAAGUCCUCGAAUUCUACACCGAGAAGCUCGUGAAACGUGCCGAGGACCCUGCAGCUUACCCUAGCCUUACCCCAACUCCAUCAAUUGAGCCUGCUAUGAACAAGCAGCUUGGCUAUUCAAACAGCGGCCACUCAAUAGCGCCGCCUCGCCCCGCUCCUCCAAACGGAUUUAGACGCGAGGACAGUUACAAUACGCCGAGGUCGGGAACGUCGACACCGACGACGAGAACCGCAAGCGAGAGGAAUGUAGCGGACAGAUCCCAAGCGCAGGCGCAAGCCGAGGCUCAGGCGGAAGAGCGGUGGCGGAGGAAGGAGGAAGAACAACGCCAACAACGUGAGCGCGAGCAGCAGCAACGCGAGCAGGAACGGCGCGAGCGUGAAGAACAAGAUGCUUACAACGCAUCGUUACCGAAGACUCGCACGCCGCUGGCGAAGCAAGAGGUGGGAGGCGGGGGGUACUUUGACGAGCCGAAGGACGCCUCCGCGCGCUACAAUGCGGCGCGGCCCGCCCCUUCCGCACCCGGUGGCUUCAAGGAUCGCCAACAGUCGCCGGGAUCGCAGCGGCAGUUAAAUGCUCAGCGAGCUGCACCGUUGCCGCCAGCGGGUCAGAACGGUGCAAGCGCUGGAGCGAGGGCGCCUGCAACGAAGGCCCCGUCCGCUGUCCAGCGACAACCUUCUUCGAGUUCGACCCAACGCUAUGCGCCUGGCCAGGCUUCACAGUUGUCGACCCAAGCAUCUAACGGUGUGAAUGGUCAGACAUCCGUGCAAGCUCGACAGCCCGCUCCCACUCACGUGAAGCCGCUCAAUGUAGCAACCAAGCAGCCCACAGGAGCCCCGUCGGCAAAUGACGAGAGGAAGAAGGCGGAGCAGGCUCUUACGAAGAAAGAAGAGGCCCCUCGCAAGGAUGUUCGUAUGUCGAGCAUGUCGGAGAGUGAGGUUAUGGCUAGGCUACGAGAAGUAGUAUCGAAAGACAAGCCGCUCGACUCCUACAAUAAGCAGAAAAAAAUCGGCCAGGGUGCUUCCGGCUCCGUGUAUGUUGCCAGAGUACGGGAGAGUGCGCCAUCUCCGACCGCCAGGACGCUGUUGCGCGAGAACGGUCCGAGGGCGCAGGUGGCUAUCAAGCAGAUGGACCUACGGAACCAGCCCAGGAAGGAGCUCAUCGUGAACGAGAUCAUCGUCAUGAAAGACAGCAAGCACCCGAACAUUGUCAACUUCCUGGAUGCGUUCCUUCAAGAAGAGCAGUUCGAGUUGUGGGUGGUCAUGGAGUUCAUGGAGGGUGGUGCCCUGACGGAUGUCAUCGACAACAAUACUUCGAUAAGCGAAGACCAGAUUGCGACGAUCUGCCUCGAGACAUGCAAAGGCCUUGAGCACCUUCACUCGCAGAACAUCAUCCACCGCGACAUCAAGAGCGACAACGUCCUGCUCGACGGCCGCGGCAACGUCAAGAUCACCGACUUCGGUUUCUGCGCCAAGCUCACCGAGCAACGCAGCAAGCGCGCCACCAUGGUCGGCACGCCCUACUGGAUGGCGCCCGAAGUGGUCAAGCAGAAGGAAUACGGCUCCAAAGUCGACAUCUGGUCGCUAGGCAUCAUGGCCAUCGAGAUGAUCGAGUCGGAGCCGCCGUACCUGAACGAGGAGCCGCUCAAGGCGCUUUACCUGAUCGCCACGAACGGGACACCGCGCCUCAAGAAGCCAGAUAAACUCAGCAAGGACCUCAAGGCGUUCUUGAGCGUCUGUCUCUGUGUGGACGUAAAGAGCCGCGCCAGUGCGACAGAGCUGAUGGGUCAUGAGUUCUUGAAGGGGGGAUGUAGCUUGGCCAGCUUGGCGCAGCUGCUGGCGUUCAGGAAGAGCGGGGCGCACUGA